AUUGGAUUUUAUUUUUUAAAAAUACAUUGAUUCUAGACUCUAGAUAUAGAUCUAAAAAUCUAGUCUAGAUUUAGACUAUUACCCUUUGGUUGAAAAUAGAUCUAGCUUACUUGGACACUAACACUCAACAGGAACAGGUCUAGAGAAGAUCCUGUGUGUUCACACUGUGUACUACUACUACUCACAUGUACUGUACUGUUGUUUUCAUUGAAAAUUUGAAAACGUAAUAUUUUUAUAAUGAUAUGAGCUUACCACCUUGUGGUUUAAUUAUGGAUAAGCUUUUAGGAUUCAUGCGAAGAAAUCUGGUGCUUUUGACAUGUGGUAGUAUAUUUGUUACAGCACACUAUUUGUGGUAUCAAAUACAGUACGAUACUAACUUCAUACCAACAAACUUACAGAAAGAAAAUAUAAAAUUUGGACCUAUGAACAUUCCUCUAAAGUCUGGACCUACCAAUUUAAAGGAAGAACCCCAGAAGAAAGAUUAAAUCCUUAUAGUAGGAAGUUCUAUUAAAAUGGAUAAUACAAAAAAGACAAUGCUUAGUAGUUUGUCAAGGUGGACCCACAAUAACAAACUUUUGUCAUUUUUGGUAAUAUUAAGUGGUGCUAGCUUGAUAGGUUUGUUGUUACCAAAAGACGUUACUCCUACUGCAAACGAACGUGCCAAAUGGCGAACUGAGAAAUUGAGUGUAAACUCUAAAUAAUCUAAUUUUUUUGGUAUAAGUGGUUUGGAGUAAAAACAUUUCUUUCGAAUUAAUUGUUAUAUAUUUGCUUUCAUCAGUGGUGUCAACUUAAGUUUUUGAAAGGUUUUUAAAAUUUCCUAAUAAUGAUUGCAAUAAAACUGUAUUCUAAUUUCUAAUGAUACUUGAUUUUAUUGUGAAUAAAAUUUGUGAUUCAGCAAUUUCAAUUUGCUAUGUUUUUUUAAUUAUUUUCCUAUCCUCAUCCUCGAAAUAAAUUUUUGGUUCAAAGUUUUUAGUGAUAAUGUCUCGUUUGGAACAGUCUAAGAGUUCGGAUGUGGUUGCAUAUAAUGCUGGUUCACCCACAUCUUUGAAAUCUUUCUCAGACUUUUUAAAGCUACUCAGUUCAUGUGUUGGUCCAGGUGGUAAAAUACACAUGUUGCGUAACAAAUGUGGUGGUAGUGUAACCUUCACAUCUUCUAGUGGCAGGAUCCUGUCAGGCAUGUCCUUAUCCCGACCAGAAUUAAAACUUGUUGAAACAGCAGUCCAAGCACAUGUAAAACAACAUGGUGACUGCGGACUUUUCAUGGCUUAUAUGUGUCUUCAUUUAGUUUACACUUCUAACUCUCUGCAUUUUAAUCGCCACUCACUUGUUAAUUUGUUUGAAUUAUUUGUGAAGGAUAUAUUAGAUUAUUUGAAUGGUGCUGGGUGUCAGCUUUGUGUGAAAGCAGAUUUCUCUGACUUGAAAGUUUUAUUGGCUUAUGUGAGAAGCAUCAUAACAUCAAAAGCCCUUCUAAGAUCAGCUGAUCAUGUUUCUGAUACACUUAGUCAAUUAAUUUUACAAGCCUUUGUUGAAUCCAUUCCUGAUUUGCCAGAUGAAAACAAAGUAAGAUUUUCAGAUGGGAUUAAUGUUCUUUGCUUUGAAAAUAGACAUUUGAAAGAGAGUAGAUUGGAGAAAGGUUUACUGUUAGAAUACCCUGAGUUUUCUGCACUUCAUGGUGUCAAAGAAGUCAAACUCAAAACAGUUUCACUUGGGAUAGAAGGUGACUUUGUCAUUCAAGUGGCUCUAUUUAUAUGUUCUUUGUCUGGUGAUGCUGAAGAAGUGACAGAUGCUACUUUUGAAAUAUACAGCAAUGCAGUUGAGAAAGUGGAUAAGUCUGUGGUGCUAAAGAUUGCUGAAAUGGUGAACAGGCUAGAGAAUCUGAAUGUUGGCUUGGUUCUGUGUCAGAAAGUCAUUCACCCGAACCUGAAAGGAAUCCUGAAAGCUAAGGAUAUUAUGUACGUUGAAAGGAUAGGAUCACAAAUGAUACCUUAUCUCCAGGAUCUUACUGGUGCAAAACAGAUUUGUUCUGUGGUUCUUACACAAGAUUUAAGUGACAAGUUAGGUUGGGUGAGGUCUGUGGAUCAUGUGGUUGAAAGCAGUAAAAGCUAUCUCCGUCUGUCAAAGCCUUCAUCGCCUGUUGUCACGCUAAUUAUGUGUGAUCUCUGGGAAUCCAGAUUGUCAGAAAUGAAGGUCUGUAUAAAAACUGUAUUUCAUGGGCUACAUUCUCUGUGUAAGGAACCAAAACUUCUACCUGGAGGAGGCUGUUGGCAAACUCAUUGCUCUUAUUUUCUCAGGGGACAGGUUUUAGGGAAAAUGGAUCAUCUGGUGAAGGAAAGACACUACUCUGAGUCACAGGUCCUGUCAGCUUUACAAACAUUUAGAUCAAGUUUCCACCAUUGGGCCACUUCCCUGGGUGGUGGAUCACUGAAUGUGGUCGUUGACCCAACAUCUUUUCACUGCUGGAGGCUAGAUAAUUCUAAAUUAGCUUUUUGUUGUUGUGGGAUGAAAUCCAGCCCCCGUGAAUGUCUAGAAACUUUUGAUUUCAUCUACCCUUUUGAGCAACCAUCUAGUGUUGCUAGCCACACUAGAAGCACAGUGAGUGUGGUUGAUAACCCUGCACAUCCACAUCUGGUUCUUGACAGUUUUGUGGCAGCUACACAAGCUCUGCAGAAAGGUAUUUUUUCCGCUAAUUUGCUCUUAUCGCUGGGUCAGUUUGUUGUGAAUAAAAAUUAAACUUGGUGAUAGGAAGCUUUUCAAAAAAAACUUUUAUGCUUAUUUCUAUUUCAUUAAAUAAAUAAAAAAUGACUUGUCUGUAAUACAUUUUUUUUCAAAGUAUAAGCUAGUCUGCUCAACCUCAAAUUAAAUUAAUAUUUAAAAAAAAGGAAAUUUCCCUUUUCGAAACUCAUGGUCCAUGGGGCAAGUGAAGAAGAGUUCACCUGUUUCUGUGACCGUGGCAUAUGAAGGGAUUGUGUGAUCAACAUUAUGCCCAGCUGCCUUUACUUUUUUAACGUAAGUUAGGUACCCAUUAGGGUAGGGUGGACACAGGGACGUUCUUCUUACUUGAAGUUAUUGAACCAGCUUUUGAACUCGAGACUUAAUACAAUAGCCCAAUGAAAUAAAUUAUGCUGAAAAAAGUUUUUGAAUAAUGGCUAACAGAGGUGCAGUUGAUCAGAUGACCUAUGUUUACUCAAAAUGAAUUUUCUUUGAUAUAUAAAUGGAAAUCUUUUUAAAAUAUCAAAUUUUUUAAAAAGGCAUCCAGAAAUUGUUAAUAAUAAAUAGCAUUGUUGCAAGGUAAAUAUUUUUUAAUUAAAAAUUUGAAAAAGUUUAUUUAGAAUUAUUGUUAUUUGAAUGACUAACAAGGUGAUCUUUCAAUUUUCUCUU
This is a messenger RNA of Physella acuta, 3378 nucleotides long. Its product is annotated as molecular chaperone MKKS. NCBI's taxonomy places the organism in Eukaryota, Metazoa, Mollusca, Gastropoda, Physidae. The record is from RefSeq and is a predicted model, not a curated record. Gene Ontology annotation, molecular function: ATP binding. Gene Ontology annotation, cellular component: kinociliary basal body; nucleus; cytoplasm. Gene Ontology annotation, biological process: chaperone-mediated protein complex assembly; developmental process; protein folding.